This is a messenger RNA of Symbiodinium sp. CCMP2592, 1266 nucleotides long. Lineage: Eukaryota; Dinophyceae; Suessiales; Symbiodiniaceae. The record is from the annotation of a GenBank genome assembly.
AUGCCGCCAUUCCUGGAGCAGGGCGGCUUUGAGAGACCUCUGAAACAUUUGGACCUGCCUGAGACACCAUCCACAGCAGUGCCUUCGGUCACACCAAGUCCGCUGGGCAGCCCUGUGGUUGGAGAGAGCCCGAAGCUUUGCGGAGGUGAGAAGGCUCUGGACGUGCAUCGCCCGGAGAUUUCAACCUGUCGCGGCCGAGAGCAGCCAACCGGCGAUGCUUGGUUGGAAGGCAACGGUGUGGCCACAUUGGACCUUGGAGGUGAUGCGGGGCUUCUGAUCGGUGGCCUCUUGGCUGGGCCUCGGCCGCGGCCGCUGGGCCUUGUGAAGCCAGAGCGAACGGUUGUGGCAGAAGCCUGGCUGCUUCGAGCUGCAUUGAGCGUGGCCACAGCAAAGAUGGCGGGGCAGGUGCUUGCAUCUUUUGCACCAAGCCAAAUCACACUGCUCCGGGCCACAGGUGUGGUGGCUCGGGCAAAACCUGCUGUUUCUGCGGCACAGCAGGUAGCGUGGUCGGCGCUUGCGCGGUGCAGCCACACACGCUCGCAGCGUCGGCGACUGCUUCACGGAGCUUUGCUCGCUGCUGCAGGAGAGUUCGGCCUCAAGCAGCCUGCGCAGAUGGCAGACGUCAUUUCUGAUUGGUGUGCGACGCAGGAGAUCGCAGGGCUUCCUCUUUUGGUCACUGGAAAGGAUGCAAGGGUCAUUCCCGCACUUCUUCUAUCAGUUCUGAGUCGUCUGCAGGGACGUCAGCCUCGGAUCGAUCCGAAGGGCCUCGCUGUUGCAGAGCUUUGUGCGGCGAGCGUGCUGGAGCACAUCACCCUGCCAUCGCCCCGAAAGGGCAUUUUCAAGGUGCCGGACCUGACUAAGCUGUCGCCCUCGGCAUUGGUGAAUUGUAGGCUGCUGAUCCGGGACGUCUCCCAGGCCUCGCCAGGCUUUCGCUUCGCGCUCAAGGGGCAGGUCACGGCGCAGGUCACAGAGCUACAUGAAACGGCACCGCAGACGGCUGGGAUUCCUGUGCUGGCGCCCGCAGCGCGGCGGGCCAAGGCGGCCAUCUUCGUCGAGGAUGUCAGCCUCCCGCUGAGAGCAGAGGUGCCACUGGCAGCAGAAGCACUUUUCGGUCCUGGGCUACAAGCGCGCGAAGCUUUCGCAUGGCAGGUCCCGCAACAGAUUCUGUUCGCCAAGCUGCGGACAAGGUUGAAAUCCUUUCGCGGAGCCUCUGACUCUGAACGAUCACAGCGCAAUGCUCCCGGCGCUUUGGUACCCUGGCCUUGA